Molecule: messenger RNA, 2475 nt
Organism: Heterostelium album PN500
Lineage: Eukaryota; Evosea; Eumycetozoa; Acytosteliales; Acytosteliaceae
Exons: 8
Coding region: 1-2475 (824 amino acids)
Molecular function (GO): zinc ion binding
Source: RefSeq, a predicted model, not a curated record
AUGUUUUUAGAUUUCAAAUACUCAACCUUAUUAAUGUCCUCAAGUUAUUCCUUUCAAAGGAAUACUGAUGAAAAACCACUGAUUUUCCGAGAUUUAAAUCGUAGAACAACUACAACUACAACUACAGAGAAACUAUCAACUACAUCAAACGAAGAAGACUACGUUGAGAAAGACUCCAUUAAAGCAGCAGUGGCCACUCUUACAAACAAGAAAAAAAGAACAUUCGAACCAACCGAAAUGGCUUCUAAUACAGAACGACUUAAGAAGGCAUUAUCAGAUGAAACCUACGAUGAUAUCGAUGGUGUUGUAGAUAGCGAUACAAACGAUCAGAUGGUCGAAGAAGAUGACGACAUCCCAAAGGGAAUGUGCGUUGAAUGCACAGAUCAACCUGCCUCAAUUCAUUGUGAUCAAUGUCAAGAUGAUCUUUGUGAAGUCUGCGGAUAUUCAAUUCAUAGAAGAGGUAAAAGAAAGCUACACACCUAUACUGAUUUACUGUCUGGUUCUGCUUUGAAAAGCUUUGAGAAUGGACCACACAGACCAUCGGGUUCAACUUCAUCGGCAGGUGAGAAGCUGCAUCAAAUCUCGACAAGUAGGUACUUAAAUUUAAAUAAAUCCGCUAUAACAUCGACAACAACAACUACAACUACCGCAGGAAUGCCAAAGAUGACAAUGAACAUCUUGGGUAAUUCAGUUUUUAAUAAAUCUAUAUUCAAUUUACAUAAUAAUAAUAAUAAUAUCCAUCACUUUUCACCACUCCCAAACAACAACAACAACAACAAUCACAAUAAUAAUAAUAAUAGUAGUAGUUUUGUUGGUGAUUCUUUACACAGCAUCAGUAGUACUAAUAACAAUAUUAAUCAUAAUCAUAAUAAUAAAGGUUUGGGAGUUGGUUUCGGUGCUGAUCCACUCAAGAGUCAUCGUAGUUUCACUCAGAUGGUUCACGACAGCAAUAGCGCAGCUGUAAACGGUGGUGCCAACGGACACAGAAAAGAUGACGAUGACGACGACGAAAUUGACGAAGAGGAAGUCAAUCGUUAUAUUCGUGUACCAAAGAGCAUGACUGACACUGUCAAGAGUCUCAAUCAGGCCUACUUUAUGGAACGUUCCAAAUAUAUUCCAGUUCGUCUCUCACUCCAGGAGCGUAAUCUUCUUCGUCUCUUGGAGGCAUCACUCCACGUCUCUGAAUACACCGAUAAAGUUGACAUUCAAAUUUCAAAUCGUCCAAAGCGUAUCAACGAUCAAUUGCGUCAUAUCUGUGCUAUUCUCUGUGGUUUAUUAGUUGCCAGUGAUUUCAAGAAAGGACAACAAUUAGUUGAAAAGAAAGAUUUCUCAGAUAAUGAAAUGUUUUUCCAGACUGUCUUUGAAAUCGGUAGAAGACACAAGAUUAUGAAUCCAGCAAAGAUGAGAGCCGAAUAUGGUAAGAUGAUCCAUUUGUUGCAAGACUCUAGUCAACGUGAGAUUAGAGAUGCACUUGGUUUGGAGUUGGUAUCCGACUUGAAGACUGUCUAUGCGGUGUUGGAGGAGUGCGAUGGUCUCAAGCUCCUGAGCGAUCCACUGUUGGAUGUCGCCACCCGAGAGGUCUUGCCAGACGGUAAGCAACGUCAUGAAAUCCAACACGACAUCAAGGUAAAGGAGAGAGCCAUCAAGAUGCUCUCAAACAAAUACGCUUCAUCGACAUUGUCGACCGACCAAAUCGAGCAGUGCAUCUAUUCGAUCGGUGACAAUCACACCUAUCUCAGAGAGAACCGUGACUCUGUGAGAAAAAUGAUUAAAUAUCUAAAGACUUACUUUGAUCCAGAAAACGAAGAACAAUAUUUCUCUUUGCGAAUCACACCAGGACAAGCCGGUGCUCGUCUGAAUCACUCACAUCAAAAGCAAUAUAUGUACGUCUAUCAAUCACUCACACUCUGGAAGAAGAUUCUUCACGACAUGUUCCGUCUCUGGUACUUGGCAGAGUACGAUUUGCUCCGUGGCAACUCUUACUCACUGCGUAACACCGGUCAAGGUUUGAACCGUAUCCAGGCGGCACCAAAGAUUUCAUCGGCCAUGGGCAAGAUUCUCCAUUCCGCUCAAACCAAGGUUGGACAAUACUGGGUUGGUUCUUCCGUUGUACAUCUUGGAGAUCACAAUGUACCGAAUGCACUCACAUUCAUCGACAAGUACACUCAGAUAUCACGUAUUCUCAACCCAAUAGUUAUUGCAAUUGAUUUUAUUCCAAAGAUUAAAGAUCCAGGUCUCCAAACCUAUAUUUUAAAUACUUUUGGUAGUCAAAAGAAUUUAGUAAAGUUAAUUUUAAGUGACUUUUUCAAACAUGCAUUCGAUGGAAGUGGUGCAGAUAACUUCUUUGAUGCAGGUUCAUGUAUCGAUGGUAGAUUGACAUCAGCUUGGAAUUGGUGUUCAAAGAUUGAAAAGAAGAACUACUACAGUAUAUUUUUAUUAUCUGGAUUCAAUGGUUUCGAUGGUUCAUUUAACUAA